CCUAUCCGACAGAGUCCCCUGGGGUGCCGCACACGUCCGACCGGAGAUCCGAGAAGGAGUUCCGCAGCGCCGGAGAGGCAGCGUCUGUGCACCCGCCUGCCCCCCGGCCCACCCCUGCCGGGCGCGGCUCGCAGAGAUGGCUCAGUGGUAUGAACUUCAGCAGCUUGAUUCCAAAUUCCUAGAGCAAGUUCAUCAGCUUUAUGAUGACAGUUUCCCCAUGGAGAUCAGACAGUACCUGGCCCAGUGGCUAGAAAAACAAGACUGGGAGCAUGCCGCCAACGACGUGUCCUUCGCCACCAUUCGCUUCCACGACCUCUUGUCCCAGCUCGAUGACCAGUACAGCCGCUUUUCUUUGGAGAACAACUUUCUGCUGCAGCAUAACAUAAGGAAAAGCAAGCGCAAUCUCCAGGAUAAUUUUCAGGAAGACCCGAUAUUGAUGUCUAUGAUCAUCUAUAACUGUCUGAAGGAAGAAAGGAAGAUCCUGGACAAUGCCCAGAGAUUUAACCAGUCUCAGUCAGGGAGUAUUCAGAGCGCUGUGAUGCUGGACAAACAGAAGGAGCUUGACAGCAAAGUCAGAAACGUGAAGGACAAAGUGAUGUGUAUAGAGCAUGAAAUCAAGACCUUAGAAGAUUUACAAGAUGAGUAUGAUUUCAAAUGCAAGACCUUGCAGAACAGAGAGCAUGAAACCAACAGUGUGGCAAAGAAUGAACAGAAACAAGAACAGAUGUUACUGCAGAAGAUGUUCUUAAUGCUUGACAGUAAGAGAAAGGAAGUAGUUCAUAAAAUAAUAGAACUAUUGAAUAUUACUGAGCUUACCCAGAAUGCCCUGAUUAAUGAUGAGCUUGUGGAGUGGAAGCGGAGGCAGCAGAGUGCCUGUAUUGGGGGGCCACCCAAUGCCUGCCUUGACCAGCUGCAGAACUGGUUCACCAUCGUAGCGGAGAGCCUGCAGCAGGUCCGUCAGCAGCUCAAGAAGCUUGAGGAAUUGGAGCAGAAGUAUACCUACGAGCAGGACCCCAUCACAAAAAACAAACAGGUCUUGGGAGACCGCACCUUCACUCUGUUCCAGCAGCUCAUUCAGAGCUCGUUUGUGGUGGAAAGACAACCUUGCAUGCCAACCCAUCCACAGAGGCCACUGGUCCUGAAGACGGGUGUCCAGUUCACCGUCAAGUUGAGACUGCUGGUGAAAUUACAGGAGCUGAACUAUAAUUUAAAAGUCAAAGUCUUAUUUGAUAAAGAUGUGAAUGAGAAAAAUACAGUAAAGGGUUUUAGGAAGUUCAACAUUUUGGGCACACAUACGAAAGUGAUGAACAUGGAAGAGUCCACCAAUGGAAGUCUGGCAGCAGAAUUCCGCCACUUGCAACUGAAAGAGCAGAAAAACGCUGGCACCAGAUCAAAUGAGGGCCCUUUCAUUGUGACGGAGGAGCUUCACUCCCUCAGCUUUGAGACCCAGUUGUGCCAGCCGGGCUUAGUAAUCGACCUCGAGACGACCUCGCUGCCCAUUGUGGUGAUCUCCAACGUCAGCCAGCUCCCGAGUGGCUGGGCCUCCAUCCUGUGGUACAACAUGCUGGUGGCGGAACCCAGGAAUCUGUCCUUCUUCCUGAACCCACCCUGUGCCCGAUGGGCUCAGCUGUCAGAGGUGCUGAGUUGGCAGUUUUCAUCCGUCACCAAAAGAGGUCUCAAUGGGGACCAGCUGACCAUGUUGGGAGAGAAGCUUCUUGGUCCCAGUGCCGGCCCCGAGGGUCUCAUUCCAUGGACCAGGUUUUGCAAGGAAAAUAUCAACGAUAAAAAUUUUUCAUUCUGGCUCUGGAUUGAAAGCAUCCUUGAACUUAUUAAAAAACACUUGCUCUCUCUCUGGAAUGACGGGUGUAUCGUGGGCUUCAUCAGCAAGGAGCGCGAGCGAGCCCUGCUCAAGGAUCAGCAGCCCGGGACGUUCCUACUGCGCUUCAGCGAGAGCUGCCGGGAAGGCGCCAUCACCUUCACGUGGGUGGAGCGGUCCCAGAACGGCGGCGAACCUUACUUCCAUGCGGUUGAACCCUACACGAAGAAAGAACUCUCUGCUGUUACUUUCCCUGAUAUCAUUCGCAAUUACAAAGUCAUGGCUGCUGAGAAUAUUCCAGAGAACCCACUGAAGUAUCUGUAUCCAAAUAUUGAUAAAGACCAUGCCUUUGGAAAGUAUUACUCCAGGCCAAAGGAAGCCCCAGAGCCAAUGGAACUCGAUGGCCCUAGAGGAACUGGCUACAUCAAGACCGAAUUGAUUUCUGUGUCGGAAGUUCACCCUUCUAGACUGCAGACGACAGACAACCUGCUCCCCAUGUCUCCUGAGGAGUUUGAUGAGGUGUCCCGGAUAGUGGGGUCUGUAGGUUUGGACACGAUGAUGAACACAGUGUAGAGCAUCGAGCUAUCGCUCAUCUUCUCUGGCGACACUUCCCUUCUCGUCUGUGAUUCCUUCCCACUGCUCUCCACUGUUCCUCCACCGCCUACGAUUCUGGGAAAAUGGAAAGAGGCCAACCCAUGUGCCGGAACUUGGUGGUAGCGAGUGGAGUUUUUCCCUAAGCCACAAACGUCUGUUACUCUCAAAGCCUUCCUGAUUCUGACUGAAGGUAAAACUCAAAGACACUCUCCUACAGAGUGAGUUUGGCACAUGGCAACCCACCAAGUAGACCCAAAGCCUCAGGACUAGAAUGACAACCUUCGAAGGGCAGACAUGUAGCAACUUCUGCCAAUGGCUGCGCAUAAAACCAGCAAGCACACAGUGCUUACAGGUGAUCGAUAAAUCUCACGGUUACCUAGGGAACUUCUUGAUGUAAAAAUGGUACAUUUCUACUCUCAAGAGUUAGUAUUUUGAGGAAUCAAAUUGUUCUCUGUCAAAAACAGGGUUGAGGGAUUUCCAGUAGUAAUAUGCCUAUACAAGAGUUCAAAGCCAAGUGUAUAUAAAUGUAACAUGACAUAAGCUGCUUAGCAAAGAGAAUUAUUCCACAUCGGGGCAGAAAGAAAAAUGAAUUUAUCGCAUUACCCAUAUUGUCUCUCUUGCUGGAAAAAUGAUGCUUCUUUGGGUUAUCGGGUAUGAUGCUAUCAUUCGGAGAAAGUACAUGUUAAAGUCUCGCAGGCAGGGUUUCUGUUCACACCUGAAUACCAGAGCAGAGGCUGUUCUGCUACUGUAUUGGUCACUGUCUCUGCAGUUUCUUCAUGGAAGGCUGGCUGUUAACGACAGCUCUCUCUGGAGGCAAAACAACUUGUUUUUCAAAACAUUAAAAUGAGUGGUAACCCACUUCCAAAAAGUCAAUUGGUAACACAGGGGUUAAGCACUUAACUGCUAACCAGAAAGUCAGCCCUUUAGGCCCAUCUGCCGCUGUGCGGGAGCAAGAAGUGCUUGCGAUCUGUCUCCACAAAGAUUGUGGCCUUGGAAACCCCAAGGGGCAAUACCACUCAGUGCUACAGGGUCUUCUGAAUUGAGAAAGGAGCGAUCAAUGCAGGUACGCUCAGAGAUUUAAUUCAUGAUUUUUAAGUGGGUUGAUCUUUGUUAUUAUCUGGUACUUGGUCUACUAACCAUAAUAUAAAAUUUUGUCAUUUUCAAAGCCAGAAGCUAAAAAAAACAACAAAAACAACUAGUAGCUGGCAACCCAAGUCAUUAACUAAAGACAAUAUACAAUUCAAGUCACUUAAAAAUUCCCAUGUAAUGGCAUCAAGAACUGCCUAUUUUUCACUGAUAAGUCUAUUUUUGUCACCAAUAACAUUCAUAAAUGGUUCUGAUUUCUCUUCUGUGCCUUUCCCAGAUCCUCUUUCUGAAUGGACGGGAAGUGCAUUUAUGUGUUAUUAACUGCUUCUUUCAUUAGCCUUGACAUCAGAAUGUGUGUGUGUGGGGGGGGGGGACUAGGCGUGACAGGGCACUUCCCCAAACUCUCUCGCAGCCUGUCUUCUCUCCUCGCCCGCCCACUGUCCCAACUCUAAUUGUAUGAUGUAUCUGUACUCGGUGUAGUGUGGCUGAUGUCUCCUUUGCAACUGUUAUCAAAUUAAAGGAAAGUGCCUGUGCUGUU
Echinops telfairi (small Madagascar hedgehog) is the source of this 4034-nucleotide messenger RNA. It is a transcript of the gene STAT1, whose product is annotated as signal transducer and activator of transcription 1. Gene Ontology annotation, molecular function: RNA polymerase II cis-regulatory region sequence-specific DNA binding; DNA-binding transcription factor activity, RNA polymerase II-specific. Bases 137 to 2389 code for a protein of 750 amino acids. The record is from RefSeq and is a predicted model, not a curated record. Gene Ontology annotation, biological process: type I interferon-mediated signaling pathway; regulation of transcription by RNA polymerase II; defense response. The transcript is spliced from 24 exons. NCBI's taxonomy places the organism in Eukaryota, Metazoa, Chordata, Mammalia, Afrosoricida, Tenrecidae.